This is a messenger RNA of Entrophospora sp. SA101, 318 nucleotides long. NCBI's taxonomy places the organism in Eukaryota, Fungi, Glomeromycota, Glomeromycetes, Entrophosporales, Entrophosporaceae. The record is from the annotation of a GenBank genome assembly.
AUGCAUCGUCCUGAAGGAUUCAUAAUACCAAAAAAUGAAGAAUAUUCAAUAGAAGCAUUAAAAGUCACAAAAGAACUUUUUGAUUUAGGAGUGAAAGAAGAAAAAAAUUUUUUUUCUAAUAAUAAACCAACAUCUAAUGAUGAUGAUGAUAUUAGGAAUCCAUUUGAAGAAUUGAUUGUUGAUGGAAUUGAUAAUGAUUUAAUUUGGGCAGAAAUUGAAUUAAAAAAUAAUUUAUUUUCAAAAUUUUUAAAUAAACAAUUGAUUGAUAUUGAAAAGAAAGUAAUGAAUCAAAAUUAUAGUGAAGAAUUCAAAUGGUAG